CCGCACUUGAGUGACGAUGCAUUGAAAAGCAGGCUGAAAAUGAGGUGAUAACUGCUAGCAAGUGCGGCGGAUGGUUUGAGAGGCGCAAUACCGAAAGUGACCGGUAGAGGGAGUGGAUGUGGCGACACACACAGAGAGUGGACCGACUGCUCAACUUCUCAGUGGUACCCAGAGCUAACCAUUAGGACCUUUUGCCCAUGAAUUCUCAUGUAUUUCUCCUAAAAUAACACGUUUAUCUUCUUUGGUGAGGUGGUGGGCCGUGUCUCUUACAGACAUGAUAUCACACAGCCAGUGACAGUAGCCCUAGCAACAGCUCGUGUUUGUGAUCACUGUGGUGGUAAAGCAGGCGCGAAUGUUUCUUUAAGAGCCAGCACCUUUACAUCGAGAGAGGGAGGGGGAGAGGAAGAGAGAGAGAGAGGGAGAGAGAGAGACUGGGGUUGUCUGUGGUUAGGUGUAACGUUUGCUCGCUCGGUGCCGUCGUUACAUGUGUGAGGAAGAGGGAAGGGGGGAGGCUGAUAACUGGGCAAAUUCGGCACCCAAAAGCGCUGCGCUCCGAUGGGGUCGACGGGGAUGAAAUGAUGAUGAUGAUGAUGAUGAUGUCUAGCGUUUACUCUCGACGAUGACAACGCUCUCCUUUACUUGAAGUUCGAACCCAUUGGGUAGAAGACUCUCCUCCAUGCCCACCCUUCCUUUUACCCAAUCCAGUCCCUGCGACCCAGCGACUUUCCCCUCCUGUUUCCUCCUGCCACUUUUGUUCCACCUGAGACCACACCCUGCUGCUCAACCCAAACGCACCCAAGCCAAGGAUUUUGAACAGCACAUACUAAGAGCCAAUCAGGAGCCUUGAAGCCAUUCAGGAAAUAGCAACACAACUCAUGAAUCUACCUGAGUACUGAGGAAAAUAAAGGAGAAGGCCGUGGAUAAUAAACUCACAAAGAAGACCACUCAGAUAAACUGGCAGUAGUGGCCCACCCUUGAAGAAGAGCACAGCAAUUAAGAGAUUGCACCAAGAAAGCUUGAAUAGAGGGUGAAAACAAACAGACACUAACUGAGGAACAAGAUAUAGAGGAAAAGAAAGAGAACAACUGCACGGCGCAUUAUAUAUCUGCAAUAUUCCACACACGUUACUGACUGUUACGGCACACGUUCUUACCACAGUCCACACGUUACUCCGUCCUAGACAUCCGCAUAUGAAUGACAAGUUGUUUAUCUGUUUGCCGUAGGCUCUCAGGCACGCAAACACUGUCAAAUUUGCGGUUCCACACUGUGAUUCUCGCAAAUUCCUCUUUGCAAAAGUGCAAGGCCAACACAUACACACACUCACCUUUAACCUCCCUCACGCUAUCAGAUAACAAACUCUCACACCUUUUCACGGCUUCAAGAUGAUGUGUGAGGUGAUGCCCACCAUCUCGGAGGACGGGCGGGGUGGUGGCGGAGGAGGCCCGUCCUCUCCUGCUGGAGGUGGUGGGGGUAUGGGAGGCGGUGCAGGGGGCAUGGGUGGUGGCUAUGGGGGCAGAGAGGCCCGCGGUGGAGAUGAGGGUGGGAGCACUGGAAAUCUGGAGUCUCUGAUGGUGAACAUGCUGACGGAGAGAGAACGGCUGCUAGAGAGUCUCAGAGAGACCCAGGAGAGUCUCGGCACGGCACAGCUACGUCUGCGAGAGCUGGGUCACGAGAAGGACUCGCUACAGAGACAACUCUCCAUCGCACUGCCACAGGAGUUUGCAGUGUUGACCAAAGAGCUGAAUGUAUGUCGGGAGCAGCUGCUGGAGAGAGAAGAGGAGAUUGCUGAGCUCAAGGCGGAGAGGAACAAUACACGGCUCCUGCUGGAACAUCUGGAGUGUUUGGUGUCUCGUCACGAGCGUUCUCUGAGGAUGACUGUGGUGAAGAGGCAGGCUCAGUCUCCUGCUGGAGUCUCCAGCGAGGUGGAGGUGCUCAAGGCCCUCAAGUCCCUGUUCGAACACCAUAAAGCCCUCGAUGAAAAGGUGCGUGAGAGAUUGCGUGUGGCUUUAGAGAGAGUCGCCGUUCUAGAGGAAGAGCUGGAAUCAUCUACAAAUGAGGUACUGUCUUUACGGGAUCAGAUUAAAAGGAGAGAGCGGGGUUUGGACAAUGGAAAGGAGCGGCUCCCGAACGGCCCCUCCUCCAUCUUGGAUGAUGGUGAGAUCGACAGACAGAGAGAGGGAGAGAUAGAGCGACAGAGAGCAGAGCUUUCACAGUUAAAAGAAAGACUGGCGCUCAUGUGCAGACAGGUUGGAGAGAUCGAGGAGCAGCUCACUACCGCCAGGAGGGAAUUAGCUAAAUCUGAGGAAGCCAAUCAGAAGCUUCAGAGGGAUGUGAAAGAGGCGCUGUGUCAAAGAGAGGACAUGGAGGAAAGAAUCACCACUUUAGAGCGCAGGUACCUCAGUGCCCAGAGGGAGGCAACCUCUCUCCAUGACAUCAAAGACAAGCUGGAGAACGAGCUUGCCAGCAAAGAGUCUUUAUACAGACAGAGCGAAGAGAAAAACAGGCAGCUCCAAGAGCGUCUGGACGAUGCUAAGCAGAAGCUGCAGCAAACCCUCCAGAGGGCUGAGACGCUGCCCGAGAUCGAGGCUCAGCUAGCCCAGAGGGUGGCGGCACUCAACAAGGCGGAGGAGCGUCACGGCAACUUUGAGGAGCGAUUGCGACAGUUGGAGGCACAACUGGAAGAGAAGAAUCAGGAGCUACAGAGGGCGAGGCAGAGGGAGCGGAUGAACGACGAACACAACAAGCGUCUCUCUGACACGGUGGACAAGCUUCUGUCUGAGUCCAAUGAGAGACUUCAGCUGCACCUGAAAGAGAGAAUGGCUGCUCUGGAGGAGAAGAACGCUCUCUCUGAGGAGCUUGCUAACAUGAAGAAGAUCCAAGAUGAUCUCUUAGCAAACAAGGAUCAACUGAUUGCAGAGCUGGAGAGGCUUCAGCUAGAGCUGGACCAGCUGAGAGGAAGACCUGGUUCCUCUUACUCACGGUCUCUGCCAGGAAGUGCUCUAGAGCUGAGGUACUCCCAAGGAGGAGGGUCACUUCCUGCUGGCUCCACCACCCACCUAGAUCAUUAUGGAAACACAGGCACAGGAGGCGUGGUCAGGCGGGCUCAUCGUGGACGUUGGGGCGGUGCAAGGGAGGAUGCUAGCAAAUAUGGUGAUUGGGACAGUGGAGCUUUGCUGGGCACUGGGUUCGAGGGUGGCGUGGAGGACAGGUGUUCUGAUGAUGAAGAGGAUCGUGAGACGAUCUUCGGCUCAGAGCUGCUCUCACCAAGUGGCCAGACAGAUGUGCAGACUCUCGCUAUCAUGUUGCAGGAGCAGCUGGAGGCCAUCAACAAAGAGAUUAAGCUGAUUCAGGAAGAGAAGGAAAGCACAGAGCUUCGUGCUGAAGAAAUUGAGAGUAGAGUCAGCAGUGUGGCUCUGGAUGGCCCUCCCAUGCCCCCGACCUCUCUGGGACGGGACAGCACAGGACGUGGCUUCAUCCCCCCGUCCCUCACAUCCUCCACCCUGGCAUCGCCCUCUCCACCCAGCUCUGGGCACUCCACUCCCCGUCUACCCCACUCCCCAGCACGCGAAACAGACAAACAGAACAACAAAGAUGAUGACAGGUCCCUAGCCCUUUUGGACUCCACCCCUCCUCCCACCCCUCGUGCACUGCGACUGGACAGGAUGACACACACUCACCCUGGUGCAAUGUUAGAUGACAGUCGUGAGUUCCGAAGCCUCUCAGCUGAUGGCAGCAGCUCAAACAGCAGUCAGGACUCCCUCCACAAGGCCAGCAAAAAGAAAAGCAUCAAGUCUUCCAUCGGCCGGCUCUUUGGGAAGAAGGAUAAGGUCCGAAUGGGUCAGCCUGGACGUGAGUCAGCAUCUCUGGCCUCGACCCCCUCAGAUGACCUGGGCUCUGUGGAUCCCCUCGGACUCACUAAGAUGGCCGGUCCAGUGGACAAGGACCGUCGCAGCAAGAAGAAACAUGAGCUGUUGGAGGAGGCAUGCCGACAGGGGCUACCCUUUGCAUCCUGGGAUGGACCCACUGUUGUCUCCUGGCUGGAACUGUGGGUGGGCAUGCCAGCAUGGUACGUGGCAGCAUGUCGUGCUAACGUGAAGAGCGGAGCCAUCAUGGCUAACCUGUCAGACACAGAGAUCCAGAGAGAGAUCGGCAUCAGUAACCCUCUGCACCGCCUCAAACUAAGACUGGCCAUUCAAGAGAUGGUGUCCCUGACCAGCCCCUCUGCCCCGGCCAGCACACGCUCUUCAACCAGUAACGUGUGGAUGACCCAUGCUGAGAUGGAGUCCCUGACCGCAGCAACCAAACCAGAGCUGAAAGAGAUUAGCUGGGAUCAGAUCCUGGCCUAUGGAGAUAUGAAUCAUGAGUGGGUAGGCAAUGAUUGGCUGCCCAGUCUGGGUUUGCCCCAGUACAGAAGCUACUUCAUGGAGUCACUGGUGGACGCCCGCAUGUUGGACCAUCUGACCAAGAAAGAGCUGCGUGGGCAGCUGAAAAUGGUGGACAGUUUCCACAGGGUGAGCCUGCAUUAUGGCAUCAUGUGCCUGAAGCGCCUCAAUUAUGACCGCAAGGAGCUGGAGAGGAGGAGAGAUGAGAGCCAACACCAGAAUAAAGAUGUGAUGGUGUGGUCGAACGAGCGUGUGAUGUGCUGGGUGCAGUCCAUCGGCUUGAAGGAGUAUGCAGAUAAUCUGACUGAAAGUGGUGUGCAUGGUGCCCUGCUCGCCCUGGACGACACCUUUGACUACACUGACCUCGCCCUGCUCCUGCAGAUACCCAAUCAGAACACGCAGGCACGACAACUUCUGGAGAAAGAAUAUAACUCCCUCAUCGCCAUGGGAACAGAGAGGAGGCCAGACGAGGAUGGCACCAAGACGUUCACCCGCUCCCCUUCAUGGAGGAAGAUGUUCCGGGAGAAAGAUCUGAGGGGAGUGACCUCUGACUCCUCAGAGACCUUGCCUGCUAACUUCCGUGCCUCAGCCAUCUCUACCCCCUCAGUCACCCUGAGGAAGGUCCAGAGCGAUGCUAAAUUCAAGAUCAAAUACAGCAAUAGGAGAGAGAGCAGCAUCAGCACUGCAUCUCCAAGGGCAGAGUCUGGCUCAGUGAGGACCUACUCCUGUUGAGGGAUUGCAAAGGAGGCGCCGUUGUCAGAGAGCUGGAACCGGCUUUACAUUUCAUUCACGGGGAGGAGGGGGGAUAAGCAGAAAAAAAGCAAUGAAUAUAUACAUUUAUAAAUAUAACUCUACUGGUCUGACCAUUCUGCAAUAACAGAAGAGGGAUGAAGAAAGAGGGGGAAAAAAGAGCAAAAAAAAGGACAAAAGACAUGAAGAAUGUAUGACAAGAGAGUGGUAAGAAAUGGGAUGGUUGGAGGAAUCGGAUGACUGUUUAAUCUUUCUUUCUGUCGUUCUCUCUUCUCACUUCCUGUGUCUGUGCUGAUGGGACAUCUGUAGAUGAACUCUCUUGUCUUUCCGUCCUUCGUUUCAAUGGCGCUGCCCGCAGCCCUAGUUCCUCAGAAUGGCUUUCACUGACUGCCUGCAAUUGGUCUCUUGAGUCUCUCGAGAGCAAAGGAUGUUUGUGGCGACUCAACCUGGACUUCAGGGAUGUUUACAUACGGUGAGGUUCAGAGGAAGUGUACUUAAGAGCACAGUCGAGGGGCCAGGCUGUGAGGCCAAGACUUCGCUGUAUGUGUUUCUCAAUCAGGAGAGCGAGCACAAGCUGAGAAAGACAGACGCACCGAGAGCUACACGUGAGGCUGCAAAGGGCACAAUUCUUGCUCAGUUACUACUAGGUGUUUUUUUUUUUAUUAUUUUCAAACAUUUAGAUUAAAGACGAAAGCUCAGCAGAAUGAGUCAGCAGACAAAGGGAAGAAGCUGGUGGUGGCGGAUAGAUAGAAACACUGGGAGAUGAAGCGAGAGGGAAGAUGCUUGCGGACAAAGCAAGUGACCAGCAGAAAUGAGUCCUGACGGACAGAAUCAUUCUAACAACGCAAGCCAUAAAAGACAACAAGAGGUGAACCGAGGAGGAGAAACAGGCGGGACGGGGAGGGAGGGAGGGAGGGUCAGGGGAAAACAAGUGAGAGAAAUCGUUUAGCUUCUGUGUUGCGAUGCAUGUCAAACAACCAAGACGACAACGAACUAAAACUUUCGGGGAAUAAGACAAUAUGAAGUUAAAAAUAAAAAUUAUGUGUACAUUAACAUAUGAGGUUAAGAGCUUGGGGAACAAUUUGUAAAAUGUGUGUAUUUUCAUUUUUAUUUUUUAUUUUUAUGAUAACUAUAUUUAUUUUCUUUAUGUAUGUAUUGAAUAACUGUAUGUACAUGUUCAUUUAAUAAUUCUGACUGUAAUUUAAUUUAUCUAGUUUAAAGCGUAAAUAUGAAAUAUUAAAAACAUGGUCAUUAAAAUAUGCUACUUGUAUGUGUAAAUUUUGACAACAAAAUUGUGUUAUGAUUUAAAAACAAACCAUUACUGUUGAUGAGGAUGACAGUGAUUCAAAUUGAAAAUGAUGUCUGCAAAAUAAACAAUAAUGAUAAUGAUGAAAAUCAAAAUAAAAUAAAGUGUUCCUAAUGGUACUAAA
Molecule: messenger RNA, 6562 nt
Organism: Megalobrama amblycephala (Wuchang bream)
Lineage: Eukaryota; Metazoa; Chordata; Actinopteri; Cypriniformes; Xenocyprididae
Gene: ppfia3
Product: PTPRF interacting protein alpha 3
Exons: 33
Coding region: 1383-5114 (1243 amino acids)
Biological process (GO): synapse organization
Cellular component (GO): presynaptic active zone
Molecular function (GO): protein binding
Source: RefSeq, a predicted model, not a curated record